Messenger RNA from Carassius carassius (crucian carp), 2016 nucleotides. RefSeq names its product general transcription factor IIE subunit 1-like. Lineage: Eukaryota; Metazoa; Chordata; Actinopteri; Cypriniformes; Cyprinidae. Gene Ontology annotation, biological process: transcription open complex formation at RNA polymerase II promoter; transcription initiation at RNA polymerase II promoter. The record is from RefSeq and is a predicted model, not a curated record. The transcript has 5 exons. The coding region runs from base 327 to 1679 and encodes 450 amino acids. Gene Ontology annotation, cellular component: transcription factor TFIIE complex.
UCAUUGAAUAUCCAGCAGGUGGCGGUAAUGCAACCUAUUAACUGGUUUGCCAACCGCCAAAAACGUUUAAGGAGAAGAAGAACGUUAGCAUGAUGCUGAACUAGGAAACUUGUUCAGAUCUAAACAGGAGGAGAAUUAAAGACCUCUGUCCUACAGUCCCAAAGUCAUCCUGAUCAUCUUCUUGUAUACCAAGCGAGCUGAUCCUUCUUGUUACAUUCCACUCCUGCUUUUCCUAAAAACUUAUCAUUCUUGGUUUUGAAAAUACUUCCACCUCCUGCUUUUGCUCUCUUCCUUUGUUUAGUUCUAUUCCUUCCCUCCCCUUCAUCAUGACUGAACCAGAGCUGCUCACAGAGGUCCCUGCCUCUCUGAAACGGCUGGCGAAGCAGGUUGUGCGAGGUUUCUAUGGCAUCGAGCAUGCUCUCGCUCUAGAUGUGCUGAUCCGGAACCCCUGCGUACGUGAAGAGGACAUGCUGGAGCUGCUCAAGUUCGACCGCAAGCAGCUACGUUCGGUUUUGAACACACUUAAGGCUGACAAGUUUGUCAAAUGCCGUAUGCGUGUGGAGACUGCACCCGACGGCAAGACGACACGACACAAUUACUAUUUCAUUAACUACCGGCUGCUGGUUAAUGUGGUGAAGUACAAGCUGGACCACAUGCGCAGACGCAUUGAGACGGACGAACGGGACUCAACUAACAGAGCUUCCUUCCGCUGCCCCUGCUGCAUGAACACGUUCACUGACCUUGAGGCCAACCAGCUGUUUGACCCCAUGACUGGAACGUUCCGCUGUACCUUCUGUCAAACAGAAGUAGAGGAGGACGAAUCGGCCGUGCCAAAGAAAGAUGCCCGCACUCUGGUAGCUCGAUUCAAUGAGCAGAUCGAGCCCAUCUAUGUAUUGCUACGAGAGACAGAGGACAUCAACUUGUCCCAUGAUCUGCUGGAGCCCGAACCCUCAGAAAUCCCAGCCCUAAAACAGAGUCGGGAGCGGGCCGCCCUAGCGGCAGCAGGAGCUGGUGCAGGGGCACCUGGUCGGGAAGUAUGGAAAAACAAAGGCUCAUCGUAUGACCUCUACUCGCAGGAUGUGGUCAUCAGCAUGGAAGACCAGGAGCCUCAACCUGGCCAGACUAGUGAGGGAAAAGCCCCCAAAGAGAGGCCCGUGUGGCUGACGGAAAGCACAGUGCAUGGGGCGUACAGUGAGACAGAUGCUGGGAAGCCACCUGUCGAGGACUCUAUAGUAACCCAGGAGGGGAUGACUGGACAAGGAGCCGCACAGGAUGAGAAUGAGGAGGUGAUGCUGGCUCUCCUCAUUCAUGAGAAGAGGACUGGAGUUGGUCCAGGAGGUGCUGUCGUCUCCAGACCGACCGUUCCAGCAGCUAAUGCCAGCGACUCUGACAGCGAUACCAGUGAAUCGGAUGAGGACACGCCACCCAAGGCUCCAGCGCACACUUUGCACAAUGCUACAGCCCUGCGGCCAGGAAAACCACAUGAGGAGGACGACGAAGAUGAUGAUGAUGAUGAGUUUGAGGAGGUUGGGGAUGACCCUGUGGUUAUGGUAGGGGGAAGACCCUUCUCUUACAGGGAAGUGAGCCAGAGACCUGAGCUGGUGGAACAGAUGAGCGCUCAGGAGAAAGAGGCGUACAUUGAGAUGGGCCAGAACCUCUUCCAGGACAUGUACUUCUGAGUUCAUCUUGUCUGCCGGCAUCACAUGCGGUUUGUCUUUCUCACUUUUGGCUGUCGUUGUUUUUUUUUUUGUUUUUUUUGUCACAAAAUAGUUUCAAUCAGUCUUCUUUGCACACUCUUAAACAGUGUUGUGCGGCGUGCCAGAGCUGAGAAAUGUAGUGUUACAGUAUAUCUGUUAACCAUUCUCCUUUUUUCUCACCCCUCUGCCAUAUUCACAUACUCUGGUGCCAAUGAUAUCGAAGUAUCACAGUUGUAAACUGGAGUAUCAUACAUUGGCAAACACGUGGCGCUACUUUUCUGGUUUGUUUGCGGUCUUGCCACAUUCAAAGACUUCCAAA